Oncorhynchus keta (chum salmon) is the source of this 904-nucleotide messenger RNA. Its product is annotated as palmitoyltransferase ZDHHC3-A-like. The record is from RefSeq and is a predicted model, not a curated record. NCBI's taxonomy places the organism in Eukaryota, Metazoa, Chordata, Actinopteri, Salmoniformes, Salmonidae. Gene Ontology annotation, molecular function: protein-cysteine S-palmitoyltransferase activity. The transcript is spliced from 6 exons. Bases 287 to 889 code for a protein of 200 amino acids. Gene Ontology annotation, cellular component: Golgi apparatus; endoplasmic reticulum. Gene Ontology annotation, biological process: peptidyl-L-cysteine S-palmitoylation; protein targeting to membrane.
AAUGUCGAGUCCCCAGUGACUCUCCGCCUCGAUGGAAGAGAGAGACGACGGUGUUGACAGUUCCUCCCGCUGUGGAUUCACCAGGAGUCAUUUCAUGCCUAUUUUUUUUGUACGAGAUUUUUUAGCUCAUUUUACCAUAGUUUGAUUUUCAGAUCUAUUUUUAAAGAAAGGAUGACACUAUGAGCUGAACAUGACUAUGUUGAAGACCGGGUAAAUGAGCCACUAGUUACCGUUGGCUGUCUAGCAGGCGGUGACGGUGAGGCCGGCCCCAUCCUGAGUCUGUACGAUGAAGAGCCCGGUGCACAGGUGCAGGGACGUGGAGAGGCAGGCUGCCUGCCUGCAGACUGAGCAGCCGUGUGUCCCUGUCUCCCAGCACAUCCCCAGCGGCAUGUGGUUUAUCAGGGACGCGUGUGGCAUCGUGUGCGGGGUUAUCACCUGGAUGUUGGUGUUCUAUGCUGAGUUUGUUGUGCUCUUCGUCAUGCUGUUGCCUUCUAAAAACCUGACCUAUAGCUUAGUCAACGGGACUGUGUUCAACACUCUGGCCUUCCUGGCUCUCGCCUCUCACUUCAGGGCCAUGUGCACCGACCCUGGAGCUGUGCCAACAGGAAACGCCACUAAAGAGUACAUCGAGAGUCUUCAGCUGAAGCCGGGACAGGUGGUGUACAAGUGUCCCAAGUGCUGCAGCAUCAAGCCUGACCGGGCACAUCACUGUAGUGUGUGUAAGCGCUGCAUAAGGAAGAUGGACCACCACUGUCCCUGGGUUAACAACUGUGUGGGAGAGAACAACCAGAAGUUCUUUGUGCUCUUCACAGUACGUACCAGUCUAUACUUUACAUACUGGAACGUACCAUACUGUAGACGCCAUUACACCUUCAGCCUGCUGCAAUAACACAGACCAGUAGCC